Molecule: messenger RNA, 5792 nt
Organism: Cololabis saira (Pacific saury)
Lineage: Eukaryota; Metazoa; Chordata; Actinopteri; Beloniformes; Belonidae
Gene: adam22
Product: ADAM metallopeptidase domain 22
Exons: 31
Coding region: 171-3026 (951 amino acids)
Biological process (GO): proteolysis
Cellular component (GO): postsynaptic density membrane
Molecular function (GO): metalloendopeptidase activity
Source: RefSeq, a predicted model, not a curated record
CUCAGACGCGCUCGGCGUUCAGGCUCUCCGCUCCCCGAUGGCCCCCCAUGAGCGGGACUGCGCUACCCAGACCAGCCCCGGCUCCAGUCGGUCCUAGCGAAGGCAGGACCCCGACAUCCUCCCUUGGAAUACCGUCUAGAUCCUUUAUUCCCAACCUGCGAUAGAAAGAGAUGAGAAUGAUGCUCGUAAUGCGCCCGCGACGGUGGAUUUUCCUUUUGUACGUUUGUGGAUUGAUGCGCGUCGGUCACCAGAGGAGCCCCGACGCACUAAAUGGAGAAGCCUUGCUGGGCUUCAAGGCUCUGCGGGAUGCGGGCAGGUUCGUGGGGAAGCAGGACACGGUGCCUCUCCGGCUGGACAGCCACACUCACAUCACACACGACGAGCUCAGCACCAGGCUGAAGGCCGGCCCCGGAUCCCCGCAGCUGGACCACGUAGACCAAGCAAGUUUUCAAGUUGAUGCUUUCGGAAGAAACUUCAUUUUAGAUGUGGAACUGAAUCAUGAUCUCCUGUCUUCAGGCUACGUGGAGAGGCAUUUGUCAGAAAACGGGAAGACUGUCAUCACUAGUGGAGGAGAGCACUGCUACUAUCAGGGGAAGGUCAGAGAUGUUCCUCAGUCCUUUGUGGCUCUCUCAACCUGUCAUGGAUUGCAUGGGAUGUUCUUCGAUGGCAAUCACACCUACAUGAUUGAGCCUGGAGGAGCGGCCAGCGGAAAUGAUGACGUCAGCAUUCACAUGAUAUACAAAUCUGCUGGACAAGAGGAGCUAAGGGAUCUCUUCAAUGGUGAUCUACCAGAGCCACCUUUCCCCAGCUCCCCAUUUCCGGGAUCAAAAGUUGUUCACUGGAGAAAAAAGCGACAGGCUCCACAUAUUUCACGCAAUGUAGAAGAUGAAACAAAAUACAUCGAACUUAUGGUGAUCAACGACCAUGUAAUGUACAAGAAGCAUCGUCUUUCUGUUGGACACACCAAUAACAACGCUAAGACUGUGGUCAAUAUAGCUGACUUGAUUUUCAGGGAACAGCUUAAUACCCGAAUUGUGCUUGUUGCUAUGGAAACCUGGUCAGCGGACAACAAGUUUAACAUCGACGACGACCCUAUGGUGACGCUCAAGGAGUUCAUGAAAUACAGAAAAGACUUCAUCAAGGAAAAAUGCGACUCAGUUCACCUCUUCUCAGGGAAUCGCUUUCAUAGCAGCUGGGGUGGAGCUUCUUACAUGGGAGGCGUUUGUUCUCUCACUAAAGGAGGUGGGGUCAAUGAGUACGGCAAAACAAAUGAGAUGGCCAUAAACCUCGCUCAGUCUCUUGGACAGAACAUCGGUAUUUUCUCCGACAAGAAGAGGAUCCUCAACGGCGAGUGCAAAUGUGACGAUAGAUGGGCGGGCUGCAUCAUGGAUGACAUUGGUUUCUACCUGCCUAAGAGAUUCUCUGACUGCAACGUGGAGGAGUACCACAACUUUCUGAACAGCGGUGGCGGAGCCUGUCUUUUUAACAAACCUUCGAAGCUGCUGGAUCCGACUGAGUGUGGUAAUGGCUUUGUGGAGUCAGGAGAGGACUGCGAUUGUGGCAGCCCUGCGGAGUGUGAAAAAGAAGGUGGGAACUGCUGUAAGAACUGCACCCUGACUAAAGGCUCCAACUGUAGCAAUGGGCUCUGCUGCAAUAACUGUCAGAUGGAGUUAAUCGGGGUCGUGUGCAGAGAUGCAGUGAAUGAUUGUGACAUCCCAGAAAGCUGCACGGGCAAUUCCAGUCAGUGUCCACCAAAUGUGCACAAGAUGGAUGGUUACAGAUGUGAAAAAGAUCAAGGUCGCUGCUUCAAUGGAAGGUGCAAAACCAAAGACAGACAAUGCAAAUACAUAUGGGGAGAAAAGGCAACAGCAGCUGACAAGUUCUGUUACGAGAAGCUCAACAUCGAGGGGACAGAAAAAGGCAACUGCGGAAAAGACAAGGACACCUGGAUCCAGUGUAACAAACAGGAUGUUCACUGCGGCUACCUGCUGUGCUCCAACAUCUCGCCUGCCCCGCGUCUGGGAGAGCUGCAUGGAGGACUGUCGUCUUUCUCAGUAGCCCAGCACAGCGCGUCUCUGGACUGCAGUGGUGCCCAUGUGAUGAUCGAUGGCGACACGGACCUGGGAUACGUCGAGGAUGGGACAGCCUGUGGAACAGACAGCAUCUGUUUCAAUCACAAGUGUCUCCCAAUCCAGCAGUUCAACUUCAGCACCUGUCCCGGGACGACUGACAACACCAUCUGCUCUGGGCACGGGGUGUGCAGCAACGAGCUGAAGUGUGUGUGUUACGUGGGCUGGACAGGAGACGACUGCAACUCCAUGUCUCCCUUCAGCUAUCGCGUGGUGGGACCCACCACACCGGCUUCAGGUAUCACCAGCACCAACAUCGUCAUCGGGGCCAUUUCUGGCUCCGUCCUCUUCCUUGCCCUGAUACUGGCGGUGACAGCCUGGUGCUAUAAGAGCUACAAGAAGAGACGUUAUGUUGAGUCUGAGGUUCACAGAAGAUUCUGCCGGCAAAUCCCCCCAGGUGACUAUGUCACCAAACCUGGGGAUGCAGAUUCGUUUUACAGCGAUAUGCCUCCAGGCGUCAGCACCAACUCCGGCUGCAGCUCCAAGAAGAGGUCAGCCUGCCUGUCGCACCUGCAGAUUUGCACCCUGUCCUUCACUCCCUCCAUCCAAUCCAUUUCUCAGAACAUCUCAGUGUUUGGCUUCAGAUCUAAUGGGCUUUCACACUCAUGGAGUGAGAGAAUUCCAGAUGCCAAGCACAUCUCUGACAUCUGCGAAAAUGGCAGACCGAGGAGCAACUCGUGGCAAGGAAACCUGAGCGGGAAUCGCAAGAAGCUGAAAGGGAAGAAGUUUCGGGCUCGCUCCAACUCUACAGAAACAUUAUCUCCUGCCAAGUCUCCCACUUCAUCUACGGGAUCUAUUGCAUCCAGCAGGAGAUACCCGUACCCUAUGCCCCCACUCCCCGAUGACCAGAGGAAAACCAACAGGCAGAGCGCCAGGCUGUGGGAGACCUCAAUAUAACAGCAGCAUUUCCCAAACUGCAAAAGUCUUUAAAGAACUACACGUCUCUUCUUUUCUAUGAAUGGAAAACACAGAAAUGAAAUAAAAUUGACUCUAAGCUUCUAAAGAGAAAGAGCGCGAACCCCCACUGGACAGGAACUAGACAGAGGUCUGUGUGAGUAAGUAUGUUCAAGUAUCUUCGAAGCUGUCUUUCCAGAUGGCAUCUAUAAAAAUGAUGAGGAGAAACCAGCUCCACAUCUACUCCAGAGCAGAUGGAGAUGAGACUGAGCUGUUCCCGUCUGCUCAAGCCUCACUUAUGGGACUGGAAACCACACCACUCUGAACUCCCACGCCUCCUUUGGCCCAGCUCUUUCCCCACACGCUUCAACACCAUCACCCCCUGAGUUGUUCACUCUCCUCCCAAACAGGAGCAGCAGUGCCAGGAGCAAGCCAUCGCAUCACUCCACGCCCAGGAAUUUUUCAGUCAGAUCAUUUUUUUUAAUGCACGUAAAUCACUGUAGAAAGUCCAACGCUGUAUGCAUGAGACAACCAAUUUUAUCAGCACCCAUCUCCUGCAGAAGACAAGAAAAAAGCGGCAGCCUGAUUUGAAAGGAAAGCAUGCAAAGGAGCAGUGAUCUUACGACUUUGGUAGGCUAAAAAAGCUUCCUCGUCACUGAAAAUAAACCCCUUUAUGUAUCAUCCCUUAUAACCCAUUAAACCCACAACUCUGCCCCAAUGCAAACCCCAUCCUUUCCUGCUCUACUCUUCCUUCCAUUUGCCGGUGUGUUAGUGUAAAUAUGUACAAUAAGAUACACACAGAGCAGUUUUUUGCUUUUAUUUUGAAAGACAAACUCAAUUUUUUUCCUCUGCUGAAUUGUGCUGAGGCAGAAUUCUGCAGAUAAAUGUAAAGACCCUGCAGUCUUUUUUCUGGUAGUUUUUUUAACACAUUAAUUUCUCCCUGACUUUGCUCCUCUGUAACUUUGACUUUGACCUUCUAUGGCUUUCUCCACAGCAGAAUGUGUUUAUAUGUAUACAUAAGCACUAUUUCCAUCCACUUCUGUGAGAAACAUACCUCCAGUAAUUUUGAAUCUGGCACAUGAAGAGUGUUACUGAGAUUAUUCUGGAUUAGAUUGUUUUUUUUAGCUAAAUUUAAAUAGUUUUACGGGCCAUUUCUGAGUGAAGUGAACCGACUGAUGUCUGUGCUAUAGUUAUAGAUGUGCCACUUGUCACUCAUUUGGUUUUGAUAAUUUCCCAAUGAUAAUGAUGAGAUGCUUUUCCCCCGAUUCUAGAUUUGGAUUUCUGAUACCAUGUGAAGUCACUCUUGAGUUUGAGUUGAAGAGGCGAACGUGGUUGAUAACUAAACUCAGACGGAAUCUGGAAAUUGUGAUUUUAAUUGUGCAUUUUGGAUUUAGCUGAGAUAUUUAGCCUUGUAAAUGAUUAACUAUGCUGUACAGUGCUUGCUGUUUGAGCUUGUGAAGACCAACAGCAUGAUGACAGUUCUAUAUCAAGUUUAAGUUUUGUCUCCGAUAGGCUAUUUGUGAGAGAAUAGCAGGAAACGAGCAUGUCACCACAACACUGUUGCCCUCAUUCCCUGUUCAUUUUGUCAUAAUGGCUUUGUGUUCCACAGAUUUCUGAACCCUACUUAUUGAGGGUGAUUCAUGGCGGGAAGCCACAAGGUUUGAAAUGAUGAGAGCGGCAUUGUUGUACCGUUGUCACUUCAGAACAACUGUUUAAUGCCAAUGUCUAGAGAGGAAACAUACUCCCCUACAGCAACUUCUUGUGCAGUUAUGACUCAUUGAUCUACCUUGAUGUCUUAAGGAUUCACGUUCUUUAUUUUCCCCGUUUCUGUUCCAGUGUAGGCAUUUUUAUAUUUGUGUUUCACGUACGCAUUAGGACUGUAUAGCUAAAAUUAUCACAAUAUUUGACUAAUAAUGCCACUAGUAUGUUUUUUUUCCUUUUAUAUUAUUAAGUACCUUUCUAAUGUUCACUUUUUUCUCAGCUUAAUGUACAGCAACUAUUCAGACAGUAAUUAAGUGCAUUAUUGUAAUUAACUGUGUUGAUGAGUUUGAUUGAAGACAGGUUGUUUUAUUUUUAUUUCAAACAUAUUUGUCCUUCAGCAUGUGUCGAUCUGUAUGAUUUGCGAUUUGAACACAUGUAAAUGAGAUGUGUUCAGGCACAUUAUUCGCCUUCUACCAGAGCUUUUGUUUUUACUCUGGUCUAAAAAGUUGUUUUUUUUUUGUUUGUUUUUUUUUCUGUGCACCGUAAGAGUGAAAUGUAGACAUUGUAAUACUUUGCAACGGCGAGACAUUCCUUCUGGCGUCCUGGACACUGCAAAGCACAACACUCUUUGAGGAAUGUCCAUGAAGGAUGGGAGCUCACAGUGACAUCUGUGCUGGUGCAGCUGUCCCCCCUUCCUUCAAACAUGUCUGCUGUACCUGCCUGCAUGCACAGCUGGACUGACUGGUCCUAACAGGACUGCUCUGUCCAACGUGCCCACAGAUGAGCCCCCUGGCUCCAUCUCUGGCAAGAAACUUGAAUGUAUUUGUGCACUGGAGCACACUAACCACCCGGUUGCAGCUGAGCACUCCCGUCCUGCCAGACUCGCCGGCCUUUGCCUCCAGGAACCUUAUGUACUAACGCAAACAUUGCAGUUGUCUUUUUGUUUUUAGUUUUUUUUUUUUACCUGUUUGGUGUACAGACUACUGAUGCAAAAAUCAUCCCUUGUAUUUUUUUCCCCCUCUUAGUUAUUCAGUAUUGUAAUAUAUUUAAUAUAAAAUAAAACUUUCA